Trifolium pratense (red clover) is the source of this 4103-nucleotide messenger RNA. Its product is annotated as histidine kinase 4. Lineage: Eukaryota; Viridiplantae; Streptophyta; Magnoliopsida; Fabales; Fabaceae. The transcript has 12 exons. The coding region runs from base 683 to 3697 and encodes 1004 amino acids. Gene Ontology annotation, biological process: phosphorelay signal transduction system; phosphorylation. The record is from RefSeq and is a predicted model, not a curated record. Gene Ontology annotation, molecular function: phosphorelay sensor kinase activity.
GUCGCAAGUCACUAUCUUUCAGAUUUGUGAUUGCGAUUUUUUUUUCUCUCUCUCUCUCUCUCUCUCCUCUGUUCUAAAAUUGUUUAACGUUGGAACACAAACAAAAAAGUUCAACAAAACACUAACAAUAAUCAACAACUGAAAAAGACCCACAUGAGAAAGUUGCUAGAAUGUGAAAAAAGUUUCAAUUUUUACAUUCAUGUUCCUAAGUUAGAAACAUUAACUCAACUGGGUCAGUUCAUUUUUCAUUAAAUCUUCUUCCUUAACGUGCUUGUUGAAAAAAGUUGCUAACUUGAGCAUUGGGGUGAAAGAGGGAGUUGAAAGGUCUUGAGUCUUGACUUGACUAGUGUGUGAAGUAGAAGGAGACAACAAUAACAAUAACAACAACAACAGUAUCAGAGAAAAUCGAAUUAGUUUUAGUUAUGUUUUGUGCUUAGAAAAGUAAUAAAGUAACAAAGCACAUAUAAAAAGGUAGUAAUAUAAAAACAAAAACAAUACAGAAAGUGAAAGAGAGAGAGAAAAGAAGCAGAUCAAGACGAACCAACCAAUUUGGUUUUCAACUGUGUUCUGUUCAUUGAACAAGCCAUCUUCUCUUUCCUAUACAGAUAGUAUGAAGAAGAGGACUUCGGAGAAAUAGGAAGAAAGAAAGAGAUUUUGUGUUAGUUGGUUGGUGUUGGUAAUAAUGGGUCUUCUAUUGAAGAUGAAGAAUCACCACCACCCUUUGGCUUCAAAGUUACAAGAGCAAAAUGGGAGCAAAAGAUCCACAUUCAUUCAAGCACAUAGAGCUUGGCUUCUGAAGCUUUUCUUUCUAUGGAUUCUUCUGAUGGCUAUGAUAAGUUAUAUCAUCUACAGCCUAAUGGAUGCGGAUACUAAAGUUAGAAGGAAAGAGAUUUUGGGUAGUCUUUGUGAUCAAAGGGCUAGAAUGCUUCAAGACCAAUUCAGUGUUAGUGUCAACCAUGUUCAUGCUCUUGCCAUCCUUGUGUCAACUUUUCAUUAUUACAGAAACCCUUCUGCCAUUGACCAGGAAACUUUUGCAGAAUAUACGGCUAGGACUGCAUUUGAAAGGCCAUUACUGAGUGGAGUGGCCUAUGCACAAAGAGUGGUUAACUCGGAAAGAGAACAAUUUGAGAAGCAACAUGGAGUGGUUAUAAAGACAAUGGAAAGAGAGGCUUCACCGAUUAGGGAUGAGUAUGCACCAGUCAUAUUUGCUCAAGAAACCGUCUCUUACCUCGAGUCUAUUGAUAUGAUGUCUGGCGAGGAGGACCGAGAGAACAUUAUGAGAGCUAGGGCUACUGGGAAAGCUGUCCUGACUAGCCCUUUUAGGUUGUUGGGUUCUCAUCAUCUUGGUGUGGUUUUAACAUUUCCUGUUUACAAAUCUAAGCUCCCUCCAAAUCCAACAACAGAAGAGCUCAUUAAAGCGACCGCAGGAUAUGUUGGAGGAUCCUUUGAUGUCGAGUCCCUCGUGGAGAAUUUACUUGGUCAACUUGCUGGUCAUCAAGCAAUUUUGGUGAAUGUAUAUGAUAUCACAAACUCUACUGACCCCUUAAUCAUGUACGGCAACCAAUAUGAAGAAGGUGAUGUUUCUCUUGUCCAUGAAAGUCAGCUUGAUUUUGGAGAUCCAUACAGGAAACAUAAAAUGAUAUGUAGAUAUCACCAGAAGGCACCGCCAAAUUGGACAGCAGCUAGCACAGCAUUCCUAUUCUUUGUGAUUCUUAUAUUAAUCGGUUACAUUUUAUACACUGCUGGGAAUCAUAUUGUCAAAGUAGAGGAUGAUUUCCAUGAAAUGCAAGAACUGAAAGUUCGAGCAGAAGCAGCUGAUGUUGCCAAGUCACAGUUUCUAGCUACCGUCUCUCAUGAAAUUAGAACACCAAUGAAUGGCAUUUUAGGAAUGCUUGGUCUGCUUCUACGAACCGAGUUGAAUUCCACCCAACGGGACUACGCUCAGACAGCUCAAGCAUGUGGGAAGGCUUUGAUAGCAUUAAUAAAUGAAGUGCUUGACCGAGCUAAAAUUGAAGCUGGAAAAUUAGAGCUGGAAGCGGUUCCGUUUGACCUUCGAUCAAUACUCGAUGAUGUCCUCUCUCUUUUUUCUGAGAAGUCUAGACACAAAGGUUUAGAGCUGGCGGUGUUUGUUUCUGAUAAAGUUCCUGAUAUUGUUAUGGGAGAUCCUGGGAGAUUCAGACAAAUAGUAACAAAUCUUGUUGGCAACUCCGUUAAAUUCACUGAGCGAGGACAUAUAUUUGUUAAAGUCCAUUUAGCUGAAAAUAGAAAGUCUGCAGUGAAUGGAAAAUUUGAGACUUUUCGAAAUGGAGGAUCUGAAGAAGGCAGGCAUAUAUCUGGUGGUUAUAAUCUUAAAACCCUGAGUGGAUUUGAAGCAGCUGAUGAACGCAACAACUGGGAUAAUUUUAACCAUCUAAUUGCCGAUGAAGAAUUCUUCUGCGAUGCUUCGACUAAAAAAGUGGCAUCUAAUGAAUCUUAUGAGCAAGUAACCUUGAUGGUCUGUGUUGAAGACACUGGAAUUGGAAUUCCUUUCCCGGCUCAAGAUAGGAUUUUCAUGCCUUUUGUGCAGGCAGAUAGCUCAACUUCUAGAAACUACGGUGGUACCGGCAUUGGCUUGAGUAUCAGUAAGUGCCUGGUAGAAUUAAUGGGUGGUCAGAUAAACUUUAUAAGCCGGCCGCAGGUUGGAAGCACCUUUUCAUUUACUGCGGAUUUUGGAAUAUUUAAGAAGAAUCCAAUAACUGAGGUGAAGAAGCUUAAAUAUGAAGAUCUACCUUCCAGUUUUAGAGGGCUUAAAGCCGUUGUGGUUGAUGGUAAACCUGUUAGAGCUGCUGUGACUAGAUACCAUUUGAAGAGACUUGGGAUACAAGCGAAAGUCGCAAAUGCCAUCAAUAAGGCUGUUUCUUUAUGUGGGAAAAAUGGUUCUUCGACCACAGGAUUAUUCCAGCCUGAUAUUAUUUUUGUUGAGAAAGAUUCAUGGGUUUGUGGAGAUGACGGGAUCUUCAGUGUGCGGCAACUGGACUGGAAACAGAAUGGACAUAUAUUUAAGAUGCCUCAAAUGAUCCUUCUUGCGACGAAUAUUAGUAACAAUGAAUUCGAUAAAGCUAAAUCCGCGGGUUUUAGCGAUACAGUGAUUAUGAAGCCGCUUAGAGCCAGUAUGGUGGGAGCUUGUCUUCAGCAAGUUUUAGGGACAGGCAAGAAGAGACAGUUAGGAAAAGAGAUGCCUAACGGUUCGACUUCAGUUCGAAGCCUUCUUUAUGGAAAGAAAAUUUUAGUGGUUGAUGACAAUGUAGUGAACCGGAGAGUGGCUGCAGGUGCAUUGAAAAUUUUUGGAGCUGAAGUGAAGUGUGCAGAUAGUGGCAAAGCUGCUCUUGAAAUGCUUCAAUUCCCUCACAAUUUUGAUGCUUGCUUCAUGGACAUCCAAAUGCCAGAAAUGGACGGGUUUGAAGCGACUCGUCGAAUUCGCGAGAUGGAGAGGAAGGCAAAUGAGGAGACGAAUGGUGAAUGUGGUGAAGGGAAAAUUGAGUUCCAUUUACCUAUAUUGGCCAUGACAGCAGAUGUAAUACACGCAACAUAUGAAGAGUGUUUGAAAUGUGGGAUGGAUGGUUAUGUCUCAAAACCUUUCGAGGAAGAAAAUCUUUAUCAAGCAGUUGCAAAGUUUUUCGAGACCAAGCCUACUGCUACCACAAUAGUAAACUCAUGACAAAAUGCAACUGAGUUUAGCAUGUUAUUAUGCAGAGAGCAACAAUAUGUAUAUGAGGAUUCUUGAUUGAUACUCAAAGUAUGAAGUGUUCAUUUCUAACAAGCUCAAGUUUGAUUAGACAUGAUGAUUUCAAUCUCAAGAGUAAAUUUAUACCCCUCAUAACUCUUCAUCCCUAGCUUGUGUAUAGAUUUUCCCAAGGGAAAGGGAUGUGGAAAAUUAUGUAAAUUCAAUAUUUUUCUCAUGCAUCUCAAUACUCACUUCCCUAUUAGAAAGGGCCUUUCUUAUUAUUUUUGUAAAAUUGCCACGUGUAAGAUUUGAUUAGUUUUUUUUUUUUUUGUUUUUUUAUAUAUCUUCAGAUGAAAAGGUUGGUACUUAAUUUAGAUUGUGAAUAAUGUGGUCACUAUAU